UCUCGUUGUAUACAGUUUCUAUGUGUCAUCUGACCUCCUACAAAAAACUUCACGGAAUUUGACCCCUCGCGUCUUCCUUAUCUUCGUGGAGGCAAGCUAGCUAGCCGUUUCAACCUGCUUCACUUUUUCACUUCUUUUUGCAGAACCCCACCACUUUGAUUCUAGCAGAUACAUGGUCGAGGAAGUUUUGUGUGUAGGUGUUAUAUCAAGGGAGGUAUGCAAUCCUUAUGUGAAACCUUGUGGAUGUUAAGAGGUGAAGUUUCUCUUUCACUGCAUUUAGUUAGUAGUAGAAAGAGCAGAAAGAUUUUGGUGAGAAGAUCAUUGACUAGAUCUUGUAGCAGAAGCUCUUCACAGAAUAUCUUUGGGUCAUGGAUGGUGGAAACAUGGCUACCUGGACAACCUUUGAUUUCUGCUAAAGCUAAAGAUGAAGCAAAACAAUUGGAAAAUUCCGGAAGUAACUUUGUGGUUUCAAAACAAUUGUUGGGUGAUCUUGAUUUUGAGGAUGAUUUCAGUUCUGAACUUUAUGAACCAUACAGCAGAUGUUAUCAGCCUGUAGAGGAACCCUGGCUUCUAGAAGCUUCCAUCUUUUCCCAAUAUGAUAGACAAAUAGAUUCUUCAAAUGAUUCAACAUGUGAAAAUAAUAUAUCAGAAAGAGAGUACCCUGUUGAAGAGCCAUGGUUAUCUAUCAAGGCUCCCACCAUUGAUGUAUCUUUAGAAAACAAUGUGGAAAACAUCAAGCCAAAGGAUCAAAGUCCAAGAAUUGAAAAAAUAUUUGAUAAAUUGACUCGGGUAUCUGUUGGAAAUGAGAAAGAAAGUGAGAAACCUGUUAAUGAGCUUGAGGAAAUUCCAAAAAGAUUGUUUCUUGAUGAUGAGGGUAGGGUAGGUAUGCAAGGUACACAACAAGGGGUAUCUGUUGAUACAGUUAUAUUGAUAAACUCAUCUUUAUGUACAAUGCAAAGGGUUGCUGUAAUGGAAGAUGAAAAACUGGUUGAAAUAUUACUAGAACCUAUAAAAAACAAUGUUCAUUGUGAUAGUGUAUAUAUAGGAGUAGUCACAAAACUAGUUCCAAACAUGGGAGGAGCAUUUGUAAACAUAGGUCACCCCAGAGCUUCUCUUGUUGGAAUAAGUCAUCAUGUGGAGCCCUUUAUAUUUCCUCCAUUUUCCCGCCAUAAAGAACCAAGAUCGGUAGAUGGGUCUUUGCUUGUUGAGCUUCUAGAACAUUCUAGAGUUAAUGAGAACAACAAACCCAAAUCAGAAGAACAAGAGGUUAUCGAUAACAUUGAGGAGAAUGAUGAUGACAUGGAUGAUGAUGAGUUUGAUGUGCCUGAAGACUUUCCGGAAGAUGUGAAUGGAGGUGUGGUUAACUCUGUGGUGUAUAUUAAUGGCAAAAGGAAUAUAUUUCAACCAAUCGAAACUUCUCAUGAUUCAAAUCAUCAAACCAUGACUGAGAUUACUGAUAGUAACAAGGGUCCAUGCACAAAUGAAAGUAAAUGGGCACAAGUUCAAAAGGGUACUAAAAUAAUUGUGCAAGUUGUCAAAGAGGGAUUGGGUACCAAAGGGCCCACAUUGACUGCUUAUCCAAAGUUAAGAAGCCGAUUUUGGGUUUUGUUGACACGUUGUGAUAGAAUUGGGAUUUCGAAGAAGAUUUCAGGAUUGGAGAGGACUCGAUUGAGGGUGAUAGCAAAGACAUUGCAGCCACCUGGUUUUGGUCUUACAGUGAGGACUGUUGCUGCAGGCCAUACAAUGGAAGAACUUGAAAAGGAUCUUGAUGGAUUGCUUUUGAUGUGGAAAGGUAUCACUGAACAAGCAACAUCUGCAGCCCUUGCUGCAGAUGAAGGUGUAGAAGGUGCAAUUCCUGCUAUGUUACAUCGAGCCAUGGGUCAAACACUAUCAGUAGUCCAAGACUAUUUUAAUGACAAGGUUAAGAACAUGAUAGUUGAUUCUCCAAGGAUAUAUCAUGAGGUUACAAAUUAUCUUCAAGAAAUAGCUCCUGAUCUCUGCAAUCGUGUUGAGUUAUACACUAAAAAGAAUCCACUUUUUGAUGAGUACAACAUCGAGGAAGAAUUGAACAACAUGUUAAGUAAAAGGGUGUCACUCUCUAAUGGAGGUUAUCUAGUAAUUGAACAAACAGAAGCUUUAGUCUCCAUUGAUGUGAAUGGAGGACAAUGUAUGCUUGGUCAUGGAACUUCACAGGAGAAAGCCAUUCUUGAUGUCAAUCUUGCAGCUGCUAAACAAAUUGCUAGGGAAUUAAGAUUGAGGGAUAUUGGUGGAAUUAUUGUGGUCGAUUUCAUUGAUAUGUGGGAUGAUUCAAAUAAACGAUUGGUUUAUGAAGAAGUUAAAAAAGCAGUUGAGAGAGAUCGAUCGUUGGUUAAAGUCUCGGAACUUUCUAGACAUGGGCUCAUGGAGAUCACUAGAAAAAGGGUGCGACCUAGUGUGACAUUUAUGAUCAGUGAGCCAUGUUCUUGUUGUCAUGCAACUGGAAGAGUAGAAGCUUUGGAAACUUCAUUUUCAAAAAUCGAACGUGAAAUUUGUCGAUUUCUUGCAAGAAUGGAAAGGGCAGAUCCUGGAAAACCUGAAACUUGGCCGAAAUUUGUUCUCAUGGUUGACCGAUAUAUGGGGAGUUAUUUGACUUCGGGGAAGAGGACACGAUUGGCAAUUCUAAGUAGUUCUCUUAGAGUAUGGAUUUUGCUUAAGGUUGCGAGAGGGUUUACUCGAGGAGGAUUUGAGAUAAAACCACUGGCGGAUUUCAAGGAUCAUAGAGAUGAAGAUCAACAAAUGAGUCGGACUCAGCCGCCGCCAUUUCAGCCGCCACAUGCCGCCAGAGAUCCGCGUCCGCUGAGACGGAAAGUCACCAUCUUUCCGAUCAAGAAAUGGAAGACCGGUGGCAAGUGAAUGAAGAGAGAGAGAGAGAGGUGAUUUACAUCUUUUUUUUUUUUUUGUUAAACGAAGUUUUAUAAAUAUUAUUCGGUAAUGACAAAUAAUAGGGUUUUCGUUAUUUACAUAUCUGAAAUGUUAUUUAAUGAUUAUAGAAUGGAAAAUGACUUGAGAUGGUAAAUUAUUUUUUGAAAAGUA
Molecule: messenger RNA, 3072 nt
Organism: Lactuca sativa (garden lettuce)
Lineage: Eukaryota; Viridiplantae; Streptophyta; Magnoliopsida; Asterales; Asteraceae
Gene: RNEE/G
Product: RNAse E/G-like protein
Biological process (GO): rRNA processing
Cellular component (GO): cytoplasm
Molecular function (GO): RNA nuclease activity; RNA binding
Source: RefSeq, a predicted model, not a curated record